UCAGAAAGAAUGAAAACUCUGCCGCUGUUUGUGUGCAUCUGUGCACUGAGUGCUUGCUUCUCGUUCAGUGAAGGUCGAGAAAGGGAUCACGAACUACGUCACAGAAGGCAUCAUCACCAAUCACCCAAAUCUCACUUUGAAUUACCACAUUAUCCUGGACUGCUAGCUCACCAGAAGCCGUUCAUUAGAAAGUCCUAUAAAUGUCUGCACAAACGCUGUAGGCCUAAGCUUCCACCUUCACCUAAUAACCCCCCCAAAUUCCCAAAUCCUCACCAGCCACCUAAACAUCCAGAUAAAAAUAGCACUGUGGUCAACCCUACCUUAGUGGCUACAACCCAAAUUCCAUCUGUGACUUUUCCAUCAGCUUCCACCAAAAUUACUACCCUUCCAAAUGUGACUUUUCUUCCCCAGAAUGCCACCACCAUAUCUUCAAGAGAAAAUGUUAACACAAGCUCUUCUGUAGCUACAUUAACACCAGUGAAUUCCCCAGCUCCACAAGACACCACAGCUGCCCCACCCACACCUUCUGCAACUACACCAGCUCCACCAUCUUCCUCAGCUCCACCAGAGACCACAGCUGCCCCACCCACACCUUCUGCAACUACACAAGCUCCACCAUCUUCCUCAGCUCCACCAGAGACCACAGCUGCCCCACCCACACCUUCUGCAACUACACCAGCUCCACCAUCUUCCUCAGCUCCACCAGAGACCACAGCUGUCCCACCCACACCUUCUGCAACUACCCUAGACCCACCAUCUGCCUCAGCUCCACCAGAGACCACAGCUGCCCCACCCACACCUUCUGCAACUACACCAGCUCCACCGUCUUCCCCAGCUCCACAAGAGACCACAGCUGCCCCAAUUACCACACCUAAUUCUUCCCCAACUACUCUUGCACCUGACACUUCUGAAACUUCAGCUGCACCCACACACCAAACUACUACUUUGGUCACUACUCAAACUACUACUACUAAACAACCAACUUCAGCUCCUGGCCAAAAUAAAAUUUCUCGAUUUCUUUUAUAUAUGAAGAAUCUACUAAACAGAAUUAUUGAAGACAUGGUGGAGCAAUAGUAUAUUAUAUGUUGUAAAGUGUUCUGUCAUUUAUAAGAUGUGAUUCAUGAGUGCAGAACUACCAUCUUUACUUUUAGCACCAAUCCCAACAUGAAAUUAUAUUACUCAGAUUUAAAGCACUAUCAUUAAUCUUUCAAUCUAAUUAUUCACCACCACAAGACCUAUUAACAAGACAAAAUGCCUCUAUCCCACAAGCCAGAUGCAGGUCUGGGGUUCAAAAUAACUCUUUGGAUCCUACAGAGAUAGCCUACUGAGGGCAGAGAAAGUCCUUAGAUAAAGAGAGAAUAUUGUAUGGGCCAUCAGCCAUUUACUUUUCCCUGAAUGUUAGAAACUACAAAACCACUACCUUGUACCCCCAUCAAAAUCCCACCUGAACCAUCUAAUCCUAUAAACAUAAAGGGGUAAAAUUGGAACUCUCCAGAUGAACAAAGACAUCUAAAUAUCUGUAGAUAGAAACAUGUAUCUAUCUAAAUAUAUUGAUAGACCUGUCAUUGUAUUGAUUAAUGACAAAACCCUUUAGAUAAUUAUCUUCAAUUUUAAAUAAAAUUUUAUUUCACAAAUAUGAGCCAAGAAAGAGGAAAGUUGAUUUGAAGUGAGGAUUAGAAGUGAAUGACAAUAAAGUCUGGCAGCCAAGCACGAACCAAGACUGGCACUAUUUUUCUUAGUGUAUAUAAUUGUUUAAACUGCAAGGUUGACAUUUAUUGUGUUGUGUCUAAGUUAAUUUCGAUCUAAUGUUCCUGAUUCUAGCCUCUGUGAACAACAAGAAUAUGUUUGUGUAUGUUCACAUGGUGUUCAUAGUAUUUCACUAUCAAUUCAAUUAAUUCACAUAAAUUCCAUGUGAAAUGUAUUCAACAAUGGAAUAUUUUCUAAAACAUUUAGUAUACAUUUGAAUGUAUUUUAAACCAUGCCAAACUACUGCUUUAAUGUCAAGUUUGCAGAAUUGUCUCUGAAAAUAAAAACCCUGACUUUAGUUGUAAAAGAAUAAAAAUUAGCUACUUGG
Molecule: messenger RNA, 2074 nt
Organism: Pan troglodytes (chimpanzee)
Lineage: Eukaryota; Metazoa; Chordata; Mammalia; Primates; Hominidae
Gene: MUC7
Product: mucin 7, secreted
Exons: 2
Coding region: 10-1074 (354 amino acids)
Cellular component (GO): extracellular exosome
Source: RefSeq, a predicted model, not a curated record